AAAAUCCCCGAGAAAGUGGUAGCUAUAAACUCUCAAACCUCCAAAACCACCGCGCCACCGCCCAAUCUCCCUGCUCCGACCGCCGAAGAUGAGGCCCCUAGACGAGAAAGAGACCACCGCCGUGUUCGAAAAGCUCCACAAAUUCACUGGAAACAACCUCAAGAACAUCGUCGAGAAUCCCGCUCACGAAGGCCCCGAACAAAAUCCCGGCCGCUACUGCUUCCGCCUCCACAAAAACAAGGUUUAUUACGUCAGCGAUUCUCUCGUCAAGCGAGCCACCAACGUAGCCCGUAACAAUCUCGUGGCUCUCGGCACAUGCAUUGGCAAGUUCACUCAUGGCGGCAGUUUUCAUCUCACCGUUCACGCGCUAGGUCUCUUGUCUGCCAAUGCCAGACACAAGGUUUGGCUUAAACCUACCUCUGAGAUGUCUUUUUUGUAUGGGAACCAUGUUUUGAAAGGAGGCUUAGGGCGGAUUACUGAAAAUAUUGCUCCUGGUGAUGGAGUCGUUGUGUAUUCUAUGUCGGACGUGCCUUUGGGAUUCGGAAUUGCGGCGAAGUCCACUCAGGAUUGUAGGAAGUUGGACCCUAAUGGGAUUGUGGUUCUUCAUCAGUCGGAUAUUGGAGAGUAUUUGAGGAUGGAGGAUGAGCUUUGAAUCAACAAUGAAGACGAGUUGACUCGUUUUGGGUAAUAUAUUACUCGAGCAUUUCUUGUGAAGUUCGUGGAUUGAGAGGAUUUUGAGCCCAAAUUGGUGUACUGCCUUAGGUAUGAUGUCAAAUUUGUAAGUUCUGCACACCUUGGUGUUAAGUUUUGCCGCUUUAAGAGUGUUAAAUUUAUGAGAACAAUGAAACUAUUGCCCAAUUGCGGGCUAUCUAAUGUCAUAGAGAUCAGAUAGUGCCUAUUGCUUUGCUGCAUACAAAUUAUUUCUUCUUGUUAUGAUCGUAUUAAUGAUUUUCUUUUA
Cucurbita pepo subsp. pepo (vegetable marrow) is the source of this 958-nucleotide messenger RNA. RefSeq lists its product as uncharacterized. Lineage: Eukaryota; Viridiplantae; Streptophyta; Magnoliopsida; Cucurbitales; Cucurbitaceae. Gene Ontology annotation, molecular function: RNA binding. Gene Ontology annotation, biological process: ribosome assembly. Gene Ontology annotation, cellular component: nucleus. The record is from RefSeq and is a predicted model, not a curated record.